Aureococcus anophagefferens is the source of this 273-nucleotide messenger RNA. RefSeq lists its product as hypothetical. The transcript is spliced from 2 exons. The record is from RefSeq and is a predicted model, not a curated record. Gene Ontology annotation, biological process: microtubule-based movement. Gene Ontology annotation, cellular component: cytoplasm; cytoplasmic dynein complex. Bases 1 to 273 code for a protein of 90 amino acids. Gene Ontology annotation, molecular function: dynein intermediate chain binding. NCBI's taxonomy places the organism in Eukaryota, Pelagophyceae, Pelagomonadales, Pelagomonadaceae.
AUGGGUGAUGACCCGUGGCAGAAUUCAGAAGAGCUUGCAUUUAUACCUGAACAAGUUGAGCCAAUGCUAACUAAUGUACUGGCAGCGGUGCUGGCCAAUGAAGUCUACGAGGACGCAAAGGUGCCCGUGUGGAUAGAUUCCAUCUGCGAGAAAUCUAUGGAAUCACUCGCGAAAUUGAGCAAGCCUUUUAAAUACAUAGUUACAUGUCUCAUCAUACAAAAGAACGGCGCUGGAAUACACAGCGCACAAUCCUGCUUUUGGGACGUCAGGUAG